AUGACUGGGUCACACGAGAUGCAGCCGUCUCGAACGGCUGUUGACCCUUCUACACCUGCCAAAGAGGAUGUCGACUUUGUAGAAAGCACCGAGUCUGGGAUCCCUUCAACGUAUGCCGAUAUUGCAGCAUCACGUCUCUCCAAAGCCCAUCGUGAUUAUCUCCUCGAACGCCAUGGCACGUUGGAGCUCGACCCUAUGCCUAGCAUGGAUCCCGCAGAUCCCUAUAACUGGCCAUCAUGGAAGAAAAUCGCCAACCUUCUUCUAGUUGCAUUCCACGCGUGCAUGGGAACUUUUGCUGCUGCUGGCAUCAUCCCCGCCUAUGAGACGAUAUCGACCGAGUACGGUGUUUCUAUCAACGAUGCCAGUUACAUGACAUCCAUCCAGAUUGCAGUCCUAGGCGUGGCUCCUUUGAUUUGGAAACCCCUGUCGAACCGCUGGGGCCGUCGCCCAGUCUUUUUGCUAUCCCUGAUCUGCAGUCUCGUCUGCAAUGUAGGGUGUGCUGAAAGCACGAGUUAUUCGUCUCUUGCGGUCUGUCGUGCCCUGCAAGCGUUCUUCAUCUCUCCAGCGUCGGCUAUCGGAAGUGCUGUAGUGAUGGAGACAACAUUCAAGAAAGACCGCGCCCGGUACAUGGGGAUCUGGACACUGUUGCUCACUCUGGGUAUUCCGAGCGGUCCUUUCAUCUUCGGUUUCGUUACGUAUCGGAUAGGUUACCAAUGGAUCUACUGGAUUUUGGCCAUUAUCAACGGAGGUCAAUUUGUCUUAUACCUCUUCUUUGGCCCGGAAACGCGGUAUGUUGGGGGUGAUUAUGACGCCAGUAAGCCCGCUUGGGUGCGAGAGUACGUUCAGCUGCGACGGAUUGACCCCACACCUUUGUCGCCAUGGGAAUUCAUUAGACCGCUGGGCAUGUUCACGCACCCUUGCGUUGCCAUCCCAGCAGCUGCGUACGCCAUGAUCUUCUGUUUGAGUAACGUCAUGACCACGGUUGAAGUUCCGGCCUUGCUGCAGACCAAGUUUGACCUGAACGCCGAGCAAUUGGGUCUCCAGUUCCUUGGCCCCAUCGUUGGCUCCCUCAUCGGUGAACAGCUGGGCGGUGUCUUGUCCGACCGUUGGAUGAGACUGCGCGAAAAGAAAAUCCAACGCAAGCCUCAGCCCGAGCAUCGCCUGUGGCUCAGUUAUAUCGGCUUCCUCUGCUCAAUCGUGGGUCUCGUUGUAUUCCUGGUUUGCACCGAGCAGUCCAAGGAGGGACACUGGAACAUCCGGCCUAUCAUUGGCAUUGCCAUCUGUGCCGCUGGCAACCAGAUCGUAACCACCGUUCUCAUCACAUAUGCCGUAGACUGUUAUCACACCGAGGCGGCCAGCAUCGGAGUUUUCAUCACGUUCGUCCGUCAAAUCUGGGGGUUCUUGGGUCCGUUUUGGUUCCCAUCCAUGUUCGAACACGUGGGAGUUGCCGCCAGUGCUGGAGUAUGCGCCGCUCUCAUCAUGGGUGUCAGUUUCAUUCCGAUCGCUCUCGUUCACUGGCAAGGACGAUCCUGGCGUCCGGCCACGGGCGAGUAA
This is a messenger RNA of Aspergillus aculeatus ATCC 16872, 1554 nucleotides long. RefSeq names its product putative MFS transporter. Lineage: Eukaryota; Fungi; Ascomycota; Eurotiomycetes; Eurotiales; Aspergillaceae. Bases 1 to 1554 code for a protein of 517 amino acids. Gene Ontology annotation, molecular function: transmembrane transporter activity. The transcript has 6 exons. Gene Ontology annotation, biological process: transmembrane transport. The record is from RefSeq and is a predicted model, not a curated record.